Molecule: messenger RNA, 498 nt
Organism: Colletotrichum paranaense
Lineage: Eukaryota; Fungi; Ascomycota; Sordariomycetes; Glomerellales; Glomerellaceae
Exons: 1
Coding region: 1-498 (165 amino acids)
Source: RefSeq, a predicted model, not a curated record
AUGUGUUUGUAUGAACAAUUCUCCUUCCCUGUGUGUUGCGGUCAUAUCGAAGAGAGAUUGAACAGCUACUGCCACUUCGCGCGUAACGACCCCCAACACUAUUGCGGGGAAAAGGCUAGAGUUAAAAGCUAUACUGAAGGAAGUCCAUGGCCUCAAGAGGGACCUUAUGAUUCCUGUAUCAGCACUGCCACUCAAGAGAAGAUGGAGGCAUGGGUGCCAGACCCUGUGAAGCGGAACAAGUUCAUCUUCCAAUUCCAUCUUAAUAUGAUGGAAGCUGCCCGUGAGCCUCGGAGAAAGGCACAGCAAGCGCAUUUUAUCAAGGUCAAGAAUGAUACUGCAUGGGUCUACAAAGAACUUCGAGAGAAGUGGAAGAAGGAUAUGGCAGCCGCAGAAAAGGCCGCCGAAGAGGGUGACAUCAGAACGCCUACACAGGAAGACUUCAUGAACGUUGAUCGCGGCGGAUCCUCUUCGCAAGGCGGAAACGCGUCUGGCAAGUAG